AAAGGGAAAUUGGCAAUGGCAUCAUCAUCUUCUGCUGCUGCAAACCAGAGCCCAAUGCCCAAGAAAGAAGCAGCCCGUACUUAUCUUCCAUACCCUCCUCCUCUUGCCAAAUAUGAGGAUGUUGUGAUAAACCCAAAGCUUUUUUUGGACACUUUGGAGAAGCUCCAUGCUACUAUGGGAACUAAGUUCAUGAUCCCUAUUAUAGGGGGGAAGGACCUAGACUUGCAUCGGCUUUUUGUGGAGGUCACUACUCGUGGUGGUAUUGAGAAGAUACUCAAAGAAAGAAGAUGGAAGGAAGUGACUGCUGUUUUCAGUUUUCCCUCCACAGCUACAAAUGCUUCUUUCGUGCUGCGUAAAUACUAUGGGACAUUGCUUCACCACUAUGAGCAAAUUUACUUUUUUAAGGCCAAGGGUUGGAGUCCAUCUGUUGAUCCUUCCCAGAGUCAGUCUUCUCCACCUGUUCCACCUCGGGCUUUGGCUGAACCAGUGCUGCCAAGCCCGCCAAUGACUGAAUUUCUGGAAGCUGGAUUGCAGCCGCUGAGAACUAAUGUGGCAGAAUUUUCGCAUGGAGAAACUUCAGCGCCGCCAUCAACAGGAACUCCAGCGAUUGGUGUCAUUGAUGGGAAAUUUGAGACUGGGUAUCUUGUUACUGUCAGAAUUGGCUCAGAGCUGCUAAAAGGAGUACUUUAUAUGGUUCCGCAGAACCCAGGAAGCCAAGUGCCACAACAUCAAAAUGCAUCUGCUAGCAAUAAUGACAAUAAUACCCCCGCAGCAUCAGGCAUGUCUCGUCGCAGGCGUAGGAAGAAAUCUGAGAUGAAAAAGAGGGAUCCUGCUCAUCCCAAACCCAACAGAAGCGGAUAUAAUUUUUUCUUUGCAGAGCAACAUGCUCGGUUGAAACCACUUCAUCCGGGGAAGGACAGAGAGAUCAGCAGGAUGAUUGGUGAAUUGUGGACAAAAAUGAAAGAACCUGAAAAAGCAGUUUAUCAGGAUAGAGCUGUGAAGGACAAAGAAAGAUACAGAACAGAGAUGGAAGAUUACAGGGAGAGAUUAAGGACAGGCCAAAUCAUAAGCAACGCGGUGCCAAUACAGCAACGAUCUCCCGUGCCACAUUUGCACAUAUUGGAAAGUAGUGAGAAAAUUGUAACUGAAGGUGGGGAGUCUCCUCAAACUCCAGAAAAUGAGAUUAGCAGUAAGAGUGACUCAGAAGAUAAAAGUGCAGAUAAGGACUCAGAUGAUGCGGAGACAUCUCCAGGAGUGGAAUUCGGUGCUGAAAACAUGGGCAUGGAAGAUUUAGUUGACAAAGAAGGUUUUGAGCUGCACCCAAAUAAGAAAAGGGCAGUCAACAAAGCUGGAGACGAGAGCUUGGAAAACUCAAAUGAUAUUGUUAUGCAAGAGACCAAGAAGGACUCGGUAGCUGUGGAAGAGAAAGGAUCAAUGCCUUCUGAAGGGAAAGAACCAUUGCCUAGCGAUGAACAGAGAGGUUCGGUUUCUAGUGAAGCAAAAGAAGCAGUGCAUAGUGAAGAUCAGUAAGUGUUUUUUCUAUGGUGUAGGAGGCUAGCCUCUAUAGGUCAUCAUCAUACCUUGUUUGAGCAUAGUUGGAUUUAGAUAUAUGCUAGUAGUAUGUGGUUUUAUUGAUUUCUUUGCAGAUGUUUGUUUAUCGUGUUUGUACAAUCAUGGUGCUGUGUUAGAUUAUAUGGUGUUCCUAGCUUUGCCAACUUUGGACAAUUUUGUAAUGCUGUGUUGGUAGAUAUGAUUUUGGAUUGAAGUGACGUUCUGAGGCACAAUGCUGCCCCAACUUUUAUCAGUGAGUUUUCUCUGUUGCAUUGUGCAUUUUGACCUUUUGGUGGAGAUGUGUUGAGGUGCAAAUUUGGUUUU
Messenger RNA from Camellia sinensis, 1875 nucleotides. Its product is annotated as HMG (high mobility group) box protein with ARID/BRIGHT DNA-binding domain-containing protein. NCBI's taxonomy places the organism in Eukaryota, Viridiplantae, Streptophyta, Magnoliopsida, Ericales, Theaceae. Gene Ontology annotation, molecular function: DNA binding. The record is from RefSeq and is a predicted model, not a curated record.